AAAUAACAAGAGGCGGCCCUCGAUGCGCAGAGCAACUCCACUCACUCUAGAACCAAGACCGAUAAAGGGGAGCGGGCUUUCCAUUCAUUUCAAGCGCAACUUUUCUUCCACGAGUCUGUGGCGCGAGUCCGUUCACUGAAUGUAAGAGUAACUUUUUUCGUGUUGUUACGUUUUGGGGGUUUUUUUUUCGUUUUGUUUUUUUGUUAUUUGUUUUACCUGAAGAGACAAGCAGCCAUCCACAGAGCAGAAACUCUGCGCGGCAUCCACGCCGGGAAGUUUGUUUUCCCGUUGAGUCGUUUGACAUUUCUUUUAAGGACUUGAGAGCCUGACAGAGUAACUUCACCGAACGCGUGGUGUGGGAUUUUCUGCGUAAACGGGGACUUCUUCAAUGCAAAAGUAUAUGUAUGAGAAAGCGAUGGCUCAAGAGACAAGGAACGGAGGAACCUCUACGUUAAAUAACAACAAUGGUGUUGACAACAGUAAGAAGAAGCUGCUAAUAGCGCUCGACAUCAUCUGCCUUCUUCUUGCUAGCCUGCCUUUCCUGAUCAUUGAGACUAGCACCAUAAAGCCGUACCAGCGUGGGUUUUACUGUUCGGACGAGUCCAUCCGCUACCCCCGAAAAGAGGGAGACACCAUUAGCGAUGCCGUGCUUUGUGGUGUUGGCAUUCUUAUUGCCAUCUUCUCUAUUGUCAUUGGAGAAUGCUACAGAAUUCAUCAACUACAUGAGGGAACAAAGUCAUUUGUUGGGAAUCCCUACGUGGCAGCGCUCUACAAACAGAUGGGUGUGUUCCUCUUUGGCUGUGCUGUCAGCCAGUCAUUUACAGACAUCGCCAAGGUGUCGGUGGGUCGCAUGAGACCCCACUUUUUGGAUGUGUGCAGACCGGACUUCUCCACCAUCAACUGCUCACUGGGAUACAUCACCAACUACACCUGCACUGGUGACGAGAGUGACGUGCAGGAGGCCAGAAAGUCGUUCUUCUCAGGACACGCCUCCUUUUCGCUGUAUACCAUGCUCUAUCUGGCUUUCUACAUCCAGUCCAGAUUCACAUGGCGUGGUGCUCGUCUCCUCCGCCCGCUGCUCCAGUUCACCUUGCUGAUGAUGGCCUUCUACACCGGACUGUCUCGAGUCUCAGACCACAAGCACCACCCGACUGAUGUCCUCGCCGGCUUUGUGCAGGGAGCCCUGGUGGCCUACUGCAUAGUGUUCUACGUGUCAGACCUGUUCAAACCCAGGGUGAAGGCCACCACGCCCCCACCCUCCCCGAUCAAAAAAGAGCUGCUGCCUUCGUCCGACAUCAUUGAAAGAAACAACCACCACAACAUGGUGUGAGCGAGGCCACAUCUUCUUCCUGCAACCGAGGAGCCAAUCACAGUGCUGCUCACCUCCCAUCGGACAGUAGAAUGUAGCGACAAGAGACUGUAGCUGCUUCUUAAAUGGCAUCCUCCUCCUCCUCCUCCUCCUCCUCCUCUUCCUCCUCUUCCUCCUCCUCCUCACCCCAACCCCUUGUUUUUUUUUUUUUGUUUGUUUGUUUUUCUCACUGUGCCUCACCAGACACUUUGUGGACUAGGGUGUCAGAUUUGCACAGCAGAGUCCACUCUCACUAUCCAGACUUAUAAUUUGCUAUAACUACUAAUCAAUAUUUGAGCCCAUCCUUGUGAGCACAAACAUUAUAAAAGUUUAAAAAAAAAAAAAAAAAAAAAAAACAUUGGAAGCUGAAAGGAUAAAUUUAACGCUCAGAAGAAGACUUGACAGGCAGAGCUGAGGGUGUGGAGGGUUGAUGGAAGUACAACCACAUGAAGGGAAAACAUGAAUGAAGAAACGAGACUCAAAGAUCAG
This is a messenger RNA of Salarias fasciatus (jewelled blenny), 1837 nucleotides long. It is a transcript of the gene plpp3, whose product is annotated as phospholipid phosphatase 3. Bases 389 to 1330 code for a protein of 313 amino acids. The record is from RefSeq and is a predicted model, not a curated record. Gene Ontology annotation, cellular component: plasma membrane. The transcript has 7 exons. Gene Ontology annotation, molecular function: phosphatidate phosphatase activity. Lineage: Eukaryota; Metazoa; Chordata; Actinopteri; Blenniiformes; Blenniidae. Gene Ontology annotation, biological process: signal transduction; phospholipid dephosphorylation; phospholipid metabolic process.